CCUGCCACCCUCCAUGGUUUUCUCCCUAUCUAUCGAUGUCCCUUGUUCGACGUCCGUACCUUAGAAAUAGUGAGCAUGCUCCAUUUCCCCGAGCAUGCUCAGUAUCAACCACUGAAGCGGCUGAGGUACUCAUCUUGCCAUUUGUUCUUGAGGGAGUUUCCUGAACUUCGUGAGCUCGGUUACGCAGGUUAUUUCUCCCUCCCCUUGCCAGAAGAGUUUACGGAGAAAAUUGGACGGUCACGAAGCUGUGGUGUUUUUAAGAACUGCGAAACAGGAUGGAAAUGUGUAAUGCUUGGAGAUGUCAUUCGUUUGUCGCCCAGCAGGUGGCUGUCAUACUGCCUAUUUCAGCCGUGCUAUUCCAAUAAACAAAACGAAAAUAUUUUCCAGCGACGAUCUAGAAGGCUAUAUACCACAACUCCAGAGCAUUCCUAAUUUUGGAAAUUUUGGCUUGGCAAGGCUAGAUAAGAGUCAACAAACUAAACCUGCUUGUGGAUCCACAAAGUACUUCUACAAGCUGUAUGGCCGUUAUUUAAAAUAAUGAAGAUUUGGUUGAAUGAUCCACAAAAACAUUUAACAUUGGAUCUUUGAAGCAAGCCUGCUUGAGUCAAUGCUUUUGAAACUCAGACAAUGACCAGAAAGCCAGUAUGCUUCAGUGGACAGAACUGGACUAGGAACUUAGCAGCUCGUACUCAUCAAGUCUUAUUUUAAUUAGCUUGCAGACGCUUUUCCAUCUUGCGAGGACAUUGUAACACUGCAUUCAAAUAUGUUGAGCUUGGCCGUAACCAUGCUUUAGAGAUGAGGAUGUGAGCCACUAUAGGGCAAUCAGCAUGGGUCCCACACAGCUUGUGGCACAGAAUCAUGGGAAGAAGGCAUGCAUAUUCGACAUGGAGGAGAAAGGGUUUGUACUUUUCCAUAGCUCAGAGAUCCCACCUGAGCACAUAGAAAAUCCUCCCCUGAAACGGAAGAAGGGCCCUGCCCCCAAGAUGCUUGGAAAUGAGGUGUGUAGCGUGUGUGGGGACAAGGCCUCAGGUUUCCACUACAAUGUCCUGAGCUGUGAGGGCUGCAAGGGCUUUUUCCGACGCAGCGUUAUCAAGGGUGCCCAGUAUGUCUGCAAGAACGGCAGCAGAUGUGAAAUGGACAUGUACAUGCGACGAAAGUGUCAAGAGUGCCGAUUGCGCAAAUGUCAGGAGGCAGGCAUGCGAGAACAAUGUGUUCUCUCUGAAGAGCAGAUCCAACUGAAGAAACUUAAGAAGCAGGAAGAUGAUCGGUCUCAGGUGAUAGUUGUGCGCCAGAGCCCAUCCUCCCCUCCAGGCACCCCUCCUAAAAUGACACCGGAGCAGCUCGACAUGAUAGAAAAGCUUGUGGCAGCUCAGCAGCAAUGUAAUCAGCGCUCCUUCACAGACAGGCUCAAAGUGACGCCAUGGCCUCAGAUUUCAGAUCCCCUUCAUCGUGAAGCACGGCAGCAACGUUUUGCUCAUUUCACAGAACUUGCCAUCAUUUCUGUGCAGGAGAUUGUGGACUUUGCUAAGCAGCUGCCAGGUUUCUUGGAACUCACUAGGGAAGACCAGAUAGCUCUUUUGAAGACAUCUACAAUAGAGGUGAUGCUGUUGGAGACAUCUCGGCGCUACAAUCCAGAUACAGAAAGUAUAACUUUUUUGAAGGAUUUGAGUUAUAAUCGGGAUGACUUUGCCAAAGCAGGCCUUCAGUUUGAAUUCAUCAAUCCUAUCUUUGGAUUUUCAAAGGGAAUGAAUGAAUUACAGCUCAAUGAUGCUGAAUAUGCACUUUUAAUUGCCAUCAGCAUUUUUUCCGCAGACCGACCAAAUGUUCAAGACCAGCCCUUGGUGGAAAGGCUGCAGCAUACCUAUGUAGAAGCCCUCCAUUCUUACAUUUGUAUCCACAGACCAAACGAUCAUCUAAUGUUCCCACGGAUGCUAAUGAAACUGGUCAGUCUUCGGACUCUAAGUAGUGUCCAUUCAGAACAGGUGUUUGCUCUUCGGCUACAGGACAAAAAGCUACCACCACUUCUUUCAGAAAUCUGGGAUGUCAAUGAAUGAUUACACUGUCCCCAGGCGCCAACCUGCUAAAGUAACCCCAUCCUUGACUUCCUGCUAACAUGAAGUUGCCCUCCCCUUUCCAAAACACUGAAGCCAUAUGGAGGGCUAUGGUUCUGUGGUUUAUUUGCUCUGAGACAAUGCAGAAAGUAAUUGAAAGGGAACAGUUGAUGUUUCAGCCUUUGAUUUAACGCCUUCCAGAAAUGGAACAACUGAAACACCUCAACAUAGUGGAGAUGAAGAACCCACCCUAAUAAUUUCUCCAGUGGCUUUCUUCUUCUAAGCACUUUUCCUGUGUUUAAUUUCAAGGACCUAUCAUCCUGACACACACAGAGGCUUCUCAGGGAUUUCAGAAGCAUUUCCUAUUGUGUAUCCAUUUUGUGUAGUUUAAUGGGAGUUGCUCUGGAAUGAAUAUUCUAAAUACAUUUUGUUAUUCACAAAAAUUAGAGCGCUGGAUAUAUAGAUGGACAUUGUGCAUUUUCACGAGGCUUUGUUUCUAGAAGGAAUCCCCCCCCCCAAUGCUGGAGCCAGAAACGCCAUUUUCUUGACUUUUUCAAAGAUCCCCGAGGAUUGGGAGGAUAGCUGUAUGAUAGAAAACUGAUUGAUAUUUCUCUUCCCAACUUCUCCCCCCCCCCCAAAAAAAGUAUAAUAAUCACUGGUAUAUUAGGGCCCUUCAUUUGUACAUUAUAGAUGGACAGGAAGCCAUACCCAAUAACUAUUCAUUGCUACAUGUAGCUGCUUAAAAUGUGAAAGUUUUACAUCACAUAUAUAUCCAAUCCUGUAUAUGGAUAUUAAAAAGUAAGUCCUACUGAGUUCAGUGAGGCUUACACUCAAUUGAUUACGUAUAGGACUGCAGUAUUAAGCAGUGAUUGGUGAAGUGGUUCUUAUGAAGUUUGUGCAUUUGCAGAUUAGUGCAGCUCCAACAUGGGACACAUAAUACCUGUGGAAUCUACACUGAACAGCAUGCUUGCCUUCUGGCUAUCAUCCCUCUGUCUACAGUCAGGCAUAGUGUUGGUAUACUGAGGAUCAGCGGUGUUGCUGGCAAUACUAUUUUUGUUUUAAGCAGAUACCAUUAGUUUCACCCAUAUUCCUUUUGGUUUCAGUCAAAGUGGACACAUAACUAAUGUUCCUAUAGACACAACCUUCUAUUAGAUCAUGGCCAGUUCAUUCUUUUUUGACAUGUGGGGAACAACUGUAAAAACCAAGGAAUGCAUUUUGUGCCAAGUGGAUCAGAGGACCAUUGAAGUGCUUGCAUCUCAGUACUUCUCAGGGUUUCUCCACGUGGUGGCUUUAUUUGGCUGCAUUCAGCUCACUAGGUGCUUGGGAGAGUCUCAAUGAAUGGCAAAUAUCCCAGAAAUCUGUGUGAUUAGUUCAGGAUGCCAGCUGUGUUGACUGCCAUGGCUUGUACUACUUCAGUCAUGUGGACCAGGAAAGGUCAGUGUGGGAAGCUGUCUACAUGUCUUGACUCCAGGGAUCAAGAAUGUAUUUCGAGCUAUCUGUAUAAGCCUGCAGGUGUGUAUGUAUGUUGGAAUAGUAUCAAAUGUUAUAUGGAAAUCUGUAUAACAAAACCUUGAUAUCUGUUUUUGUAAGAGAAAAGAUACUUUGAGAUAGGCAAUUUGGAACAAAGAAUUGGUAGAUUCUCCAGGCUGAUUCUUCGCUUCAGAUUUCUCUCACAAAACCAUAUUUUCCGCUAACAAAAGUGUUGCCCUCAGAUAUCUUCAGGAAGGAAAGAACAGUUUGCAUGUAUGAUCCAAGCUUGUUAAUAUCUGCUAAGAAUAUGAAGGGGUCUGAAUCUAUUUUAAGAUGCAUGAUUAUAUCCUUCUCUUUUUUUAACAUACCAAGUUUUUUUUUAUCUAAGGACUUCCCUUUAGGUCUUAUACCCAUAAAUAGUUGAAUAUAUUCAGCUUGAUCCUAUGCAGAGUUAUGCACAUCUCCUCAACUGGCUUAAGUGCACCUAAGUCUACAUAGAGAACUAACUUACUUGAAGAAAAAUACUCAUCCAUUUAUUUGCUGAAGAAACAAAUUAUUGGAUGCCAGGAGUUAAAACUGAUUCCCUGGUAUUGUAGUAGUAUGUGUUCCCUUUGGUGGGAUUUAAGUUGUUUGCCCUGCAACCAUCCUGAGGCUCUGGACCCACAAAACAAUGAGAUUGUUAACUCUGUACCAAGUGCCACACCUAUGGUGUCGGCCUUGUGUCUGUUUUGCACUUGAGGCUGGUCUUUUUCCAUUGGCCUUUACUCACCCUAUAAAGCACUUGUAACAAUUUGUAAGAUCUGUUUUUUAUAACUCUUUGCGGUUGCAAAAUUAUUUGUUUAAUUCUGUAUUGUAAAUUGAUUGUUUGCAAAAUUUUAACGUUUGUGCAAAA
Rhineura floridana is the source of this 4413-nucleotide messenger RNA. It is a transcript of the gene NR1H3, whose product is annotated as nuclear receptor subfamily 1 group H member 3. The transcript has 11 exons. Gene Ontology annotation, molecular function: RNA polymerase II cis-regulatory region sequence-specific DNA binding; zinc ion binding; nuclear receptor activity. Lineage: Eukaryota; Metazoa; Chordata; Lepidosauria; Squamata; Rhineuridae. Bases 828 to 2054 code for a protein of 408 amino acids. Gene Ontology annotation, biological process: negative regulation of inflammatory response; lipid metabolic process; negative regulation of transcription by RNA polymerase II. The record is from RefSeq and is a predicted model, not a curated record.